This is a messenger RNA of Saccostrea echinata, 1652 nucleotides long. RefSeq names its product tudor and KH domain-containing protein homolog. The record is from RefSeq and is a predicted model, not a curated record. NCBI's taxonomy places the organism in Eukaryota, Metazoa, Mollusca, Bivalvia, Ostreida, Ostreidae. Gene Ontology annotation, molecular function: RNA binding. The coding region runs from base 98 to 1468 and encodes 456 amino acids. Gene Ontology annotation, biological process: spermatogenesis. The transcript is spliced from 11 exons.
CAGCAAUGCCAACGGAGAUGUUGUGCAUUUGAAUUUAUUUCAAAAGAUUUGGUAACUUAAGCUUUUCAACUUGGAGAUGUAAACUUUGAUUGACAUUAUGAAGACCCUGAGUAAAAUCUUAGUGACAGCUGGUGCUGUGAGUGUGGCGAGUACUGCUUACUUGUUGUAUAAACUGCUGUCCAGUUCUGAAGAGGAUGACAGUGAGGAGGAGGAAGAGAAAAGACAGACUGCUACAUCUAAACAAACGGUCAUAGAACUGGAGGUCCCCGCCAAAGCAGCCGGGGGGAUCAUCGGCAGACAGGGGUCCAACAUUAAGGAGAUCCAAAAGACAACAGGUACAAGGAUAAAUUUCAAAGACGACAACAACAGGUUUAAAGAAGACGAUGAUAAGCGUACUAUAGUCAUCAGGGGUACAGCCGAGUCUGCUCAGAAAGCCGAGCUCAUCAUCAGAGAGUUUGUGGCCAACAUGCCUGUCAUGCUGACCGAGCAGAUGUUUGUACCAUCCAGUGCUCUAGGCAGGAUCAUUGGUAGGGGUGGAGAAACAAUCAGAAGCAUCUCUAGAUCAGCUAAUGCAAAGGUGUACAUUGAUCGUACCAAGGAUGAAUAUAGGGAUGUGGAUAGAGAAGUCCAGAUUACAGGGACCAGAGAACAGAUUGACUUAGCCAAGACAUUAAUUGAAGAAAAACUCCAAGAAGAGAAAGUAUUCAGAGCUAAGAAAUCUGUGAUGGAGGCCAAUCGUGAAAAGCGUAGCAAAUCAAAAGUAGACACUGACAGGGAGAAGAGAGAAGCUUUACCAUUGGACAAAGAGGAACAAGUACCAGAGACCUCUAACCUCCAUGUAGAGAACACCUGUCCCUGGCCGAGUGGGAGGGAAUAUGUAGAGGUCUAUGUCUCCUCUGUUGCCAACCCUUCAACAUUCUUUGUACAGAUUCUGACCUCUAUGUCUAUACAGCUGGAUGAAAUGGUCAAAGAUAUGUCACAGUAUUAUAGCAAAGAAAGAGAGGUUGACAUUGUUAAGACUACACAAGUAGGAGAUUUGGUGGCAGCACCGUUUGACCAGGAUACUUCCUGGUACAGAGCAAGGGUGUGUGGUUUCCAAGGAGAUGAUCUUGAUCAGCUUGACCUUUUCUACCUUGACUAUGGAGACAGCUGUUAUCUUUCCAGGACUAAAGUGCGGGUCUUACAACCAGACUUCUUAAGAAUUCCUUUCCAAGCGGUUGAGUGUGAGAUGGCAAAUGUUUGUCCAACAGAUGGUGAUGCCUGGGAGGAGGCAGUAGUUGACAGAUUUGAACAGAUGACUUACUCUGCGAUGUGGAAAGUCCUGAUGGCAAGGCUAGUGGAGAUAAAGACUCUAUCCACAGGGGAGAAAAUCCACAUUGUGGAGCUGGUGGAUACAAAUGGAGAAAAGGAUAUCAAUGUUGGGAAAAAGUUGUGUGAAGAGGGACUGGCCAGGUGGUGUGAAUUGUGAAGUAAAAAAAGAAUCAUUGAAGCAUAAACAAAUAGAGAGAGAGAAAAGAGAGGGAUGGGAGAGACUACUAAAUAAUGCCCUGUUAUAUUUUGAAUGCUUUUUACACAAAAAAAUUGUAGACAUCUUUGAAAUGUAUGGCAUCUUUCUGUAUUUUGUGAGUACAGUAAAACUUGUGUAAUCAGGA